Molecule: messenger RNA, 2371 nt
Organism: Pocillopora verrucosa
Lineage: Eukaryota; Metazoa; Cnidaria; Anthozoa; Scleractinia; Pocilloporidae
Product: protein-L-isoaspartate(D-aspartate) O-methyltransferase-like
Biological process (GO): protein modification process
Cellular component (GO): cytoplasm
Molecular function (GO): protein-L-isoaspartate (D-aspartate) O-methyltransferase activity
Source: RefSeq, a predicted model, not a curated record
AUGAGCCACUACACUUUGAGGUGUGUGAUACUUAUGCUAUAUUAUGGCUUGGCUUAUGUAAUCGCUCAGCAGAUAGAAACCGGUUUCUGCGAAGGAAGAAGCUGCCCAGAAGGUGAAGAACGAGCGGAGCAACAGGAUCCGGAGCUUACACAAGAACCAGUUCAUGCAAGUGGCAUGGAGUGGCGCUCGCAUGGAAAUGACAACGAUGAUCUUGUUUCUAAGCUUAAGCGGAACAAAAUCAUCAAAUCUCGACGAGUGGAGGACGCUAUGAGAAAAGUAGAUCGGGGAAACUACUGUAGUAUCUCACCGUAUAUGGAUUCUCCUCAGGCGAUUGGAUAUGGCGUGACAAUUAGUGCUCCUCAUAUGCACGCGCACGCUUUGGAGAUGCUCAAAGACCAUUUGUAUGAAGGGGCUAAGGCUUUGGAUGUGGGUUCAGGUAGUGGCUACUUAACUGCAUGUAUGGCAGAGAUGGUAGGAGAGAGUGGAAAAGUGAUUGGUAUUGACCAUAUUCCUGAACUUGUGGAGAUGUCUAAAAAAAAUAUAAAACAACAAAAUUCUGAUCUUAUGACCAGUGGGAGGAUAGUUCUUGUGAUAGGGGAUGGAAGAAGGGGAUAUGCAGAUGAUGCACCAUAUGAUGCAAUUCAUGUGGGUGCUGCAGCUCACCCCAUCCCUGAUGCCCUGUUGGAACAACUGAAGCCUGGAGGCAGGCUUUUUAUACCUGUAGGCCCCAUCAGUGGUGACCAAUGGCUUGAACAGAUUGACAAGGACAAAGAUGGAAAUAUAGUCCGGCAAAAGUUAAUGGGUGUACGAUAUGUACCUUUAACAGACAGAGAACAACAACAUAGACCUUGAUCACAACAUGUCUCCUUUGUGCAAAUAUUUUGAUAUGUAGGGUAAUAAGGAUGUAAAUGUUUGAGAUGAGAUGGCAGUUGUUCUUCAUUGAAUACUGCACGGUGCAGAACAAGUGAUGGUUGCAGCUAGAACUUAAGGACUGAUGAACUAUCAGAUACCUCAGCAAAGGGUUGGGAUAGGAUGUGGUAAUUCUGUUUAAUACUAAUAUCCCAUGAUAUUGUGUGGUAAUUUGGAUGGUUAGUUGUAUUGUAUGAUAAUCCAGCAGGAGACCUGUCACAAAUCACUUCUCUAUUUGCGUUGUUUUCCUGUCUUAUAAGAAAUGCAUGCAAAAUAAUGUAAUUGGCCAAUAAAUAACUUAUCAGACGUCUUGAUGUGUUGUAUUGCUGAAUAUUUUUACUGUUUUUUUUUUAAAUGUAUUUUGACUUGCCUUGCAGGCUUAUCAAGAUACAUUAUAUUUUGUAAAAUUACUCAGCAGUACUACACACCAAAAUGCCCUAUAAGAUAUAAAUGUGUAUAUGUGUAAAAACCAAUGCAGGUUCCAUCCUUUGCUCUCUCUCCACUUUUAAGUUGGUUGGAAUGUGUGUUAGCUUUUACUCUUAAAUUUUUGAGUCAGCUAAGCAUGAAUGCCUUAUGCUUUAAGAUUAUAUUCUCAGAACAGAAAGCAUUAGCCUCUUAUGGGACACAGUGCAUAGAAUUUGCAAUUUCAAUUUUGGGAGAGAAAGGGUUAUCAAGCUUCCUCUGUGCAGCAUCACCAUGGGCACCAGUCUACAAAUGUCCAUCAGGAACAUGGCAACUUGUAUUGUGUUUAAAUAAUUUUCCCAAGAUGGUGAAGAACAACAAUUGCAUUACAGAUAUACUUCAGAAAAAUCAAGCAAAUGUCCAUAUAGUGUCUAUUAACUUUCAUUUAUUUUUUACAAAUAUCUAAACUACAAAGUUUACCAAAAAACCACAAACAUACAUGUUACUUGUGAUCCUUGCUUCAAAGCAAUAAUCUCACAGACAUAGUUGGACAUUAACCUGCCUUUCCAAAUUUCAAAUACUAACUAAAUUAAUUUUCAAUUUUAAGUGUAGCUUACAUCAAACCUACAGCAACAGACAAAAUUAACAGCUACCUCCACAAACAUACCAGGUUACAUUAUAACACAACAAAAAAUUGAACAACACACUUUAUACUGUGCUUUUAACUAGUACAAAGGUAUCACCUAAACAGCAAGAUCAUCAAAUUUUUUGUGGUCUAAAAGCACGUUUUCUUUUUCAUUUUUACAGAUGUGCUAGUUCUGAAAGCUUAUGCCCCCAAUCAUGCCUAAACCCUGUUCAAAUCAGUCCUCAGGUUCUGGUAGAAAAUAUUGUGUAGCCCAAGUGCCUUCAAUUCCUUCUACUCUGACAACACAAUAAAAAUUUUGUGAAAGUAUGUCAUCACUGUCAUCAUCUAAUUCUCUGAUGUCAUAUGCCUUGUCAUAUUUGAUCUCCAAAACAUCAACCUGGUGAAUAAAGAACAACAAUCCACUGAGUGAGUACA